CUCUAGACAAAAUGGUGGAUGUUUUUGUUUUGCGGCAGGGUCAGUGUUAAACGGAGUUCGCCUUUUCACCGAUUUACUGCAAGAAAUUACAGAAAUAACAUAAGAAAAGCCAUAAACGUUUUAAGGUGAACUGCAAUGAAAGGCAAAGAAAGGUCACCGAUUAAAAAGCGUUCUCGGGUUUUGGAUGAUAUCCGAGACAGGGGAGGAGGCCACCCACCCAGCAAGAAAAUGGGGGCUAUCUCGGUUUCCAGUGGGAGUAAUAAUGGAAAUAGCUCGACUAAAAGUGACGGAGGAUCUACGAGAAGGAGUUUGUUGGGUGACAAGAGAGACAGGGAUUUUGACGGACAUGUAUCGAGUCGAACCGUCGGGAGUAACCAUAGCUAUCCCGGUGCUGUUGCUACCUCUAUCGGUAAGAACCACAACCUGGGCUUGACACUCGAUUUAGCCACGGCAAAGACUAAUUCUCGCGGCGAGCGUGUUCCGCCUCCACCUAACAUCAACGAGAGUGAGUAUAAAACUCUUAAAAUCAGUGAACUGGGCACCCAGUUGAGCGAUGAAGACAUAGAAGACGGACUUUUCCACGAAUUCAAAAAAUUCGGGGACGUGAGUGUCAAAAUCAGCCGCAGCAACGACGAGAGAAUUGCGUUUGUCAACUUCAGAAAGCCCGAGGAUGCAAGAGCAGCUAAACACGCACGGGGCAGGUUAGUACUUUAUGACCGUCCUCUGAAAAUCGAUGCAGUGUACAUUAACAGGAGGAGAAGCCGUUCUCCAGUUGAGAGAGUUGACAGAGACCCAUAUGUUGGAGCCCCAGGCCACAGACACUUGCACACCCAGAGAACCCUCUCCCCAUCGGGGCUUGGCUACAGAGACUACAGACUACAGCAGCUGGCCCUUGGGCGCCUUCCUCCUCCCCCGCUUCCCCCUUUGCCCAGAGACCUAGAGCGGGAGAGGGAGUUUGCCCUGUUUGAAGCCAGGGUGCGCCCAGUUCCAGCUUUCAUUGCAGAGAGAGCCGCUGCUUUCCGCGAGGAGGAUUUUAUCUCCCCAGAGGACGACCAAAGAGCAAACAGGACGUUGUUUCUGGGCAACUUGGACAUCACAGUCACAGAGACGGACCUGAGGCGGGCCUUCGACAGGUUUGGGGUGAUAACAGAGGUGGAUAUAAAGCCCACACGGGGACAGACCAGCACGUACGGGUUCCUCAAGUUUGAGAAUCUCGACAUGGCCCACCGCGCCAAACUCACCAUGUCUGGGAAGAUAGUGGGCCGCAACCCCAUAAAGAUUGGCUAUGGUAAGGCCACCCCCACCACACGCCUAUGGGUGGGCGGGCUCGGACCCUGGGUCCCCCUAGCAGCAUUGGCCAGAGAGUUUGACCGCUUUGGUACAAUAAGGACCAUUGACUACAGAAAGGGGGACACCUGGGCCUAUAUCCAGUACGAGAGCCUUGACGCUGCUCAGGCUGCGUGCACGCACAUGCGUGGCUUCCCUCUGGGGGGGCCCGAGAGGAGACUCAGGGUGGACUUUGCGGACACAGAGCACCAUUACCAGCAGCAGUUCCUUCAGCCUCUUCCUCUACCUCCCUUCGACAUGGUGGCAGAGUCUUUCAUCCACCGCGCCACAGCUGAGCCCCUGAGGGACAGGGAAAGGACUCCACCGCUGCUCCACUUCAGAGAGAGAGAGCUGGGCUUCCCCGGGGCCGAAUGGCCCCCCAUCCCGGCUAUGCGUGAGCGGGUACGUCCCGGAACCUUUGAGCCUCUGGAGCGGGACCGACGGCUGGGGGGGAGGGAGCCCUGGUCUCUGGAGCGAGAGCUGGCGGGGCGCGGCUGUGACCCAAGACGGAAACGACACCUUAUGGAUGACGGUCGCCAUGUUGACGUCUCUCCUGACAGCACCGACCGCACAGCACGCCGGCACCGAGGUGGCCCAUCCCCAGAUGGUAGCCCCAACGGGGGCCGCUUCAGUGACUCAGAGCGUCCCCCUCGUGGCGACGACAGACCCUCCCCUGGACGAGACCGUCGCCUCAGUCUGGAGCAUCCUGGCGGGGGGGACAGGAGACUGAAGAGCCAGGGGAGUCUUGCCGAAAGAGGGGCCUCCAGCAGUGGCCUCUCAUCUUCAGCAGGGGAGCGGAAACGUAAAGCCGGCGACAGCAGCAGCAAAGGACCUGGAGCUAAGAGGGAUCGCUCCUCAGAUCAGGGCGGCUCUAAAGGCAGUCAGUCAUCCAAGCUGAGCCUGGCCUGGCACGGAAUGCUCCUCCUGAAGAACAGCAACUUCCCAGCCAACAUGCACCUCCUGGAGGGCCACCAAGGCGUGGCCAAGGACCUCCUCGUCGACGGCCCCACGGGGAGACAGGUGGGGGAGCUCAAGAUCACCCAGCGUCUCCGCCUCGACCAACCCAAGCUCGAUGAGGUUUCCAGACGCAUCAAAGCGGCCGGCCCCGGCGGCUACGCCGUCCUCCUGGCGGUUCCCGGUUCCGGCGGCGAGGAGGUGUCGUCGAUGGACCCGGCAGCUUCGACACAGCGUCCUCUCCGAAACCUGGUGUCCUACCUGAAACAGAAGCAGGCAGCCGGAGUCAUCAGCCUGCCGGUUGGAGGCAGCCGGGAUAAGGACCACCAGGGUGUUCUCCACGCGUUCCCUCCGUGUGAGUUCUCCCAGCAGUUCGUUGAUGCCUCGGCUAAAGCUCUGGCCAAAACAGACGAGGACUAUCUGGUGAUGGUCGUAGUGCGGGGGCCAUCAUAACUACAAUCAGAGAGGGGGAGGAGGAGGAAGCAAAACAUCAAUGAUAUUGUAAAAAAAGAAAAAAUAUAUAUGUCAGUAACUACUAUUGCAUGCUGUAGGUGGAGUUCUGCCCCAUUGGGUAAUGCUAGAGAGUAGUGGUAUGAUUUUGGGGCGGUGCGUGAAUAGGCGAUGUCACUAUUUGUUCCACCAAAAUAAAUAUAAAAUGGCCACCUUGAAAGUCAACAAAUUUGUAAUUUUGGAACCCUGUUUUAUAUAAAGGGUGUGAUAAUUUCUAGCCAACAUAUGCAGAAACGAUUCAGCCGGAGUAUUAUAAAAGGGGGGGGGGGGACAUUCUAUGAAUAAAAAUAAAAAAUCUACUGUAAUUUAAAAUGAGGUAAAAUAGGACCCUUUUUCUUUUAGGAAAACUUGAACCAACUGCUGUAUGUGAGAAGUUAAAACUCCACUCCCAAAAUUUGGUCGUAUUAUAUAUAAGUUAUACUACUUAAUGCUUAUUACAAUCAGUUGGUGUCAUUUAAAGUUAAUUAUAUAUUUUUUGCUAAAUAUUAACCUCAGAACCCUUUGUUCACCAACCAUUUCUUUAUUCUAAAUGUCACAUUUUGAGAAAGAUACCAUCAGGCCCUGUUUGACUGCUAUGGUGAGGAUAUAAAUCAUUCCAUUUGUUUCUCAUCAAAAUGAUUGGGGACAUUUAAUGUUGGGAUAUGUCUUUACUUGACUGUCUUUCAUAUUGAUCAAAUGGACUUACUGUCUUUCUCCUAAUACAUGAAAAUGUUCUAAACCUAGAAAUCUGAACGUCCCCAUGCACAGUAGGCUAUCUGGUGUUAGGUUACACCUGGUGUUUUACCCUGUAUAACUGGUUAGGUUACACCUGGUGUUUAGCCCUGUAUAACUGGUCAGGUUACACCUGGUGUUUUACCCUGUAUAACUGGUUAGGUUACACCUGGUGUUUAGCCCUGUAUAACUGGUCAGGUUACACCUGGUGUUUAGCCCUGUAUAACUGGUUAGGUUACACCUGGUGUUUUACCCUGUAUAACUGGUUAGGUUACACCUGGUGUUUAGCCCUGUAUAACUGGUCAGGUUACACCUGGUGUUUAGCCCUGUAUAACUGGUUAGGUUACACCUGGUGUUUUACCCUGUAUAACUGGUUAGGUUACACCUGGUGUUUUACCCUGUAUAACUGGUUAGGUUACACCUGGUGUUUUACCCUGUAUAACUGGUUAGGUUACACCUGGUGUUUAGCCCUGUAUGGCCAAGGGAUGGUUAAUGAACACUACAAAAUGUGUUGAGACAAAAAUGUAAAGGAGGUUGAAACACGUGUACAUGGGUUUUAGUUGCUGAGUGUAAAGGCAACCUAACUUGGCUGUGGUGUAGCUUAAGUACAGUGUGUUCAAUCAGUUUCCAAAUGUCUUUUAAUGUUUAAGUGACUAACCAGUAAUAUUUCGGCAUAUUGAGAGGCAGAAUGAGGAAUAUAGAAGUGAUUUUUGCCCAGCUGAUAUAGAUGGGUUCAUCAAUGCAAUGACGCAACAAACAAAUAGCCCACUAAAAGAGAUGCUAAGGGUAGAUUUUAUUGUGUACAUUGUCUUUAGCACCACUUGACCCUUAGUAGUAACUUGUGACCUAUAACCUUUGACCUAUAAUGUGUGAUAAGUUGGUCCGGUUUCAUUCAAUCAAUAUGCCAAUGUUUGUCUGAAUAUGACAACAUUUUAAUGGUAAUUGCUAACAAAUGAUUUACAGUAAUCCUAAUAAUCAAUAAGUAAAAAGGUAUUCAACAUAUAAACUGAUCAUUUAGUUUUUUUUGGGGGGGGGGAUUGUAAGUUUGAUAAGUUGUAGUGCUAUAAUUUUUUUGUAUAUUUUAACCACAAUGUUUUCCCGUCAGCCAGCAGUCAACGGUUUGAUUUUUAAGACCUAUAUUUAUAGCCUACUGUUGGUACCAUUAUAUGGCUGUUUCUUUAAAAAAAAACUAAACUGUAGUUUUAAGAUGAGGUUGGUUUGGUUUAUCUGUUGAAAAACUGAGAAAAAAUAUGUAUUUGUCUCAAAGUUCACCGCUUCAACUGUGGACUUUCUAUGGCUCAAACCUCACAGGAAACUGAAGAGAAGAAAACUACUUGGUAUUUAAACGUUUUCACUGAGAAGGCAGCUUUUAAGUUGUGUGUCGUUUGUGUUGUGUUUUAAGUGGAAUAAUAUGACCCUCUCGCUUUGUGCUGUGUACCUGAUUUCAUUUGGAAGACAAGAAAAGGAAAAUCCUCUUCCCACAUUCAUCUUACUGCCAAGAUGUUUAACACACUCAGAGAAAAAGUGCAUUUACGCGCUUAUUUGUCCUCUGAAUAUAAAUAAAUUGUUUCAUUUGAGGGAAACCUGUUUCUGCCCUGGAUAUGAAUUGAACAGAGGGAACUGCUCUGACCACCCCAUCUGUUGUGUUUCCAAACAGGAAUUGUUUAUCACUUUGAAUUGUUGCACAAGAGAAGAGACCCAAACCCCUCUUUGCUGAUUGUUAGAGACUAGGAGAGACCUCUGCGUUUGUUCGCUGAUGAUCGCCUGUGUGUGUGUUUUCUCACACACACACACACACACACACACACACACACACCUUUCAGGAGCGGUUGAUGAUCUGUUUAGCUAACACAAGCUGUUCAGGAGUUGUUGCUGAUUUAAUAGCAUACCUUUUGACCCCACUACAUUUUGCCCCUCCAAGGCUGGGCCCCCAGGGUUAAUCCUACUGCCCUACCAGGUGAACACAGUACACAGUGGGGCAGGAAUCACAGAAUCCAUGGAGGAGCCUAUCCUGCUUGUUUUCAGCCGCCAGCCCGUGUCCUGCCGCUCUGCUGUGGAACAGUGGCAGGCUGACACACUAGUGCAGUAUGUGGGAGAACAGCACUGGAAUACAGUAACAGCCCCUUUCAUUUGAUUGUCCUCUACAAGGUUUGAGUCUUCACAGGCUGGAUUUGCAAGGCUGGUCUGUUUUGAGUUGACCACAGCCUGGGGUGUGUCUGUCCGUUUGGGCUGUGCCUUGUCCACGGUUCCCUACACAAGCAGAGGGAGAGUCCUGUCACCGGCCGCCACCAAUGAUGCACCUCUUUGGGUGCAGUUUUUGUUAACUCACAUAGCAGCUCUACAGUACCACUACAAUCUGUUGCACUGCUGAGGGAGUCACCUUGACCUGUGACCUUUCAACGUCUCCCAGUUCUCCCAGAAUAAUGAUUAUUUGUUGCCAUCCUAAUUUAGAUUUCUUCAGUUUAUGAUUUGACUCCAUGUAUGCAGUGAAUGGAUGGAGGAUUACCCCUUGUCAUGAAUAGGAAUAUUGUUGCUGCGGUUUAUUGAUUGAAUCUUUUCCUGAAAGAAAGGAUCAGGAAUAUUUACAUUUUACAUUUACAUUUUUUGUUAUGCUACGGUUUCCCAUGACAACCGCAGAACAACAUCCAACAUCAUCUACCUCACAUUUCACGUGAACAAGGGAACUUAAGCAGAAAAGGUCAAGUGAGCAAUUUGAAACUCAAUUUGACUCAGCAUUUCCACAUCGUGAAAGGAUCCAUAUUGUUUUUUUUAUUUAUUUUUUAUUUUGUGACAGUUCAACCAAAAGGCCCCUUUGUUUUAAAGUCCUCUUAUCCAAUGAAUAAAUACUUCAUUAUAUUUAUCCCUUGUAGCUCCUCCCAGUACGAGUGCAUCACGGCCUCCCCUCAGUACAAGUGCAGCGAUAGCAGAGUUUAAAUCCCGCUCUGCCCUUGGUGCUGAAAAAAGAAAACGCCACUGGAGAAAUGCUGCCCUCUAGAGGAUCAUGAACAAACUGCAGGACAAAAGGUGACGCCAUCAGUACUGCAGUGCUGUAGGGAGACACUACACCACACUGAUGGCAUGGAGAGAGGCAGCUUCUUGCUGUCACUCCCUGUUGGGGAGUAAGGAGAGGGGAGGCUGCUGCCUGGCCUUUAUUGUAAGUCUGGAAGAAGCAGAGGUACGUAUAUUACCAAUAUUAUGUUACAGUAAGUAUGGCACCACGUAAGGGGUUCCUCUCUUUUUAACUAGCACCUACAGUCCAUUCAGUCUAGUCUGGCAGGCCACUGAAAAUACAACCGAACAUGAUUUUCCACCUCCCUUGGCUGUAAUCGAUUCACUAACACGUUAUUAUAUUACUACUUGUUACAUUACAGCCAUAGGUCUACAGUAGUGUUAGGAAGCACUGGGUCUAUUCACCAAUUAUACACUGUCAUGAAUAUAAACACUUAUGAAGUGA
Molecule: messenger RNA, 6955 nt
Organism: Coregonus clupeaformis (lake whitefish)
Lineage: Eukaryota; Metazoa; Chordata; Actinopteri; Salmoniformes; Salmonidae
Product: RNA-binding protein 15-like
Exons: 1
Coding region: 136-2733 (865 amino acids)
Biological process (GO): regulation of alternative mRNA splicing, via spliceosome
Cellular component (GO): nucleus
Molecular function (GO): mRNA binding
Source: RefSeq, a predicted model, not a curated record